UACGUAGGACACCUAUGUUUGGUAAUUUGAUUAGGGGCCUCGCAUCUGCAGGUUUACCAUGAAAAUCUUGCGGGUUUUGACGUUUACUUGAGAUUUUCUGAGAAAACUACAGACAAACUGUGGAAUAUGUCUGAACAAGGACAACCCGAGACAUCUUCUGGGGAUGAAGGGUUGGAUCCAAGGAUACAGGAAGAGUUGGAGAGACUGAAUGCUGCCAGCAAUGAGAUUAACAAAUUAGAGGCAGAGUUGGAUGAAGCCCGUGCACUGUUCCGACAAACCCUAACAGAGUCCACCCAGAAGCUGAACCUGUUGUCUAAGAAGAUGGGGAAGUCUGUACAGAAGGCACGGCCGUACUAUGACGCCAAGAAAAUGGCCAAACAGGCACAGAUAGAAGCGCAGAAGGCAGCCGUGGAGUACCAGCGAGCCAACGGGAUCCACCGCGCUGCUCGAGAAACCAUCUCGCUGGCGGAACAGCGACUGUUCAGCGACGCGGACGAGAAGAGACAGUUCGACUCCGCCUGGCAGGAGAUGCUGAACCACGCCACCAUGAAGGUGAUGGAGGCAGAACAGAUGCGAUCGAAGAGCGAACACGACCACCAGCAGAAAGCCGAGGCCUACACAACAGCCAAUCAGAAGCUGCAACAGUUAGAGAAGUCACUGAAGAAAGUCAUCGUGAAAACCAAGCCAUACUUUGAUGUCAAGACUAGUUUUGAGCUACAACUUCUGCAACAGAAACAGAACGUGGAAGACCUUCAGAAGGCCGUGUCAGCUUCUAAGGUCAAGUACAGGGAGGCCUUAAAGAACCUGGAGAGCAUCUCAGACGAGAUCCACCGCAACCGACAACUUCUCAAGGAGCCGCGCAGCGCGGGGGUGGGGGCCGAGGCUGACCGCGACGACCUGCCGGAAAUCAACCUCGAUGAUGUGGAUUCCUGUUCUCAGUACUCGGACCUUGAUGACGGCCACAGCCUGGACACAGACUCCACCACAGACGACGCCUCCAUGAUCGCACAGACGGACAACACUAGCCUCAGCAGGAGGGACAGGGGGGGAUCGUUCACUUCUCACAGCAGCGUGGGGGAGGGUUACUCCUCAAGUUCACAGGACGUUACAGAGGGAGGGUGUACCACUGUGGCAACAGCUUCAUGUACAGCAGAAUCUGUGCAAGCUGUGGAGGGAGGAAGUAACACUGAAGGAACGGCCGCAGCAGUACCAAAACAAGCAGUGGAGCAAGGGCCGACAGCAAAGGUAACAGCGGUAGAUAGAAACAACACCGAGGAUGGAGCAACAUUUGAAGGAAUGGCUGCAUUAAGGAAGGAAGAAGAAAAGGACAGUUCAUCAGAAAAUAGUCAUACCACUUCUCAGAAUGAUGCUAUUUCUAAGAUAGAAGCAGACAAAACAGAUAAGGAAGACACAGAUGUACUUGCACAGCAGGAUGCAGUUGAUGAUGUUGAGAAAGCUUUGAAAGAUGUUGUAGAUGAGGAUGUUGUAGACGAGGGUAAAGAAGAUGUAUCACAUUGUUCAGUGGAGCCUACACCUAGUAUUACUGUACCUGGUAAAGUUCUUGCUGAAGAGAAUGUUGAACAGCAGCAAGGUGUGCCUACGGAAGUGGUUGAAGCUGAAUCUGACAGCUUUCUUUCAUCACAUAAUGAAGGGGAAAGGAAAAAUGUACAAAAUGUUGCUGAGGAAUGUGAUAUGAAUGUACCAGAUGAGGUCAAGGUCUCAGAAUGUCGGGAAGAAGUCACAGAAAAGCAGGUAGAACAGGUUGAUAUCAACCUCGAGUCUAGCGAAAACAGUGCACAGGAAAAUCAGGACCCCACAGUUAUUACAGAUAUGGCAGAGAAAGAGACUGUAGAAACAAGGGAAGAAAGUCAGACAGCAGGGUUAGUUACAGGGAGGAAUGAUGAUAGCACUAACAGGGAGGAAAGUACAGAGGCAAGCAGCUCUGACUCCACAGAAACUAAUGUGACAGAUUUGACUGUUUUAAGCACUAAUGUAGAGGAAAGACCACCAGAAACAAGACAAACAGACGAAUCUUCCAGUGCAGAUAACAUAGAGCGUGGGGAUCAUCAGGUAGAGAACAGGCAAGGGGUUGACAUAGAGGGUCAAAUGUCAGAGGUUAUGGCGGAACAAAAACAAACAAUGGAACAAAGUUCUGAGAUUCAGGGACAGGGGGACUCCCUGGAAAAAGACGAAAAACAGAAUUUGUCCAGUCCAACAAAAUCAGUGGAUGAAAUGACAGCAGAGGAGAUAGAUGAACUAGAGGACACUUACUUGUAAGUUGAAUAGAAUGAGAUUUUUUAAAACAACAAAUAUUAUAUUGAUUGUAAUGGUCAUUCCUCGGAUCAAUUAUACAAAACAGCUUAUGACAAAGCAGUUUGGUAAGAUCCCAUUGUUUCCUAGUCCAAAAAAGGAAGAUAUAUGAUGCAUUUUUACAAUGUAAAACGUAAUGAAGCCAAAUGAAUCCCAGGUACAGUUACGUGUACAGCAAUUUUCUGAUAUUGACUGUGACAGUCUUGUGGAAAUACAGAUAAGACAAGUUGAUAGUGUAAUCAUGAUAAGCAAUACAAUACAUACAGGCAUGGAAAAUCCCUGAAGAAAAUAAGUAUGAAAGAUGUGUAUUUUGGAAAUAGUGGUAUAUAAAUGAAAAGACAAUAAUGUUAUAAAUGAUAUUUUUGGAAAGCUUAUAUUGGACAGUUGCUGCAUACAUGUAUGUGCAUUGUGUUACAUUAUGACCUAGGCAUCAGUCUUAUUCAAUAUAUGUGGCACGUUUUCAGUUUUUUUGCAUGAAUGCAUUUUUGUUGUUCAGUCUCACCUGCACUUUUUCAAAUCCAAGCAGAUCCUUGCAUGAUGAUGUUAGUCUCAUACUAGUCAUAGUGUUGAUUUUAUAUUAAGCAUAAACAGUAACCUGCCUCACAGUGUAACACACCAUUUUAGAAUUUCUACAAUAUUAGCACACACAUCCUUAAGGGGAGAGGCAAGGUUACUCGCCCCUAUAAAAGACCAAGAAUUUAUGUGAUUUAUUGAUAAUGAAGAUGGACAUUUAUAGAAGUGGCCAUUUUUCUUUAAUGGAAAGUGAUGAACGUUGUACUCUCACUUUUAAUUUUUACCAAAAAAAGUUGUCACAUUGUAUAGCUGACAUGAUUGCCUCAAACGUUGAAAUGCAGAUAUGCACAUGUAGAUAUGUUGUAAAAAUGAAAAGAUCAAUGUGGUCAUUUUAUAUACAGAUAUAUGAGAUACAGGGUAAAAUUGGUCCUGGUGUAAAUGUACAAUUGAAACCUAUAAACUCAUGGUGUAUCAAUGCAUUUUUUCAUCACAGGUUCCAAUUUGUAAAGAUGUACAUGUAUGAUAAUUAAGAAACUCGAAAAGAAAGAAAAAUUUUCCUUGACGACAUUUUCCAUUGUCCUCUUUAUUUGGCAUGCAUUUCCUUUCCAUCCAUCUAUUACUUUUCUACGCAUCUUGUUACUAUGGAAACAACUGUUGUUAUACUGUAAAUACCAUUAUGAAGGGCAUUACAAUGCUCUAGGUCAGCUCUUGGUUAUAUUGAUAUGCAGUGUUGUCAUUGAUGUUUAUGCCACAAAACUAGUAAACAAUGUGAGUAAACAUAAUGUGGAACACUAUAAGCCAUUGUAUUACAAAAUUGUUGACUUUGUGACACUUAAUUUCUUCUACGAGUAAGGAGAUUUGGGUGUUGAUCAGGCAUUGCCAUCAUUGCAUGCAAUUGAUAUACAUGUGUAAUGGAUAUGUAAGACCAUGUUGAUUUGAUUAUACAGAUAUUUUCUUGUUUUUUUUUUCAAGUCAAUAGCUGCAAUGACUGCAUGUAUUUUCUCAUGUGUAAACAGGUAUGCAAUAUUACGUGUGACAUUACGUAUUAGUGCAACAUUGUAUUGGUAUCUGACAAUUUUAGUUGGAAACAAACUUAAACUUUUACAGACAUUUCAUUCGAUAAUUUGAUCAUUUUUUAAAUAUCAACUCCCUCUUUUCCUAUGUACAGAGGAAAACUGAAUUUUUACAUGUGCAUUUGUUUUAAAUUGACACAAAAUUACUUUAUGGGCCAAGGGCUGUAGGUAUUUUUCAUACAAAACAUAUGUCUCACAGGAAGGUGUUAUGAUGUGUAACUCAAUUCUGCACAGAUAAAGAAUAAAGUGGAAAAUAAUACAGA
This is a messenger RNA of Branchiostoma floridae (Florida lancelet), 4159 nucleotides long. RefSeq names its product SH3 domain-binding protein 5-like. Lineage: Eukaryota; Metazoa; Chordata; Leptocardii; Amphioxiformes; Branchiostomatidae. Gene Ontology annotation, molecular function: protein kinase inhibitor activity. The transcript is spliced from 8 exons. The record is from RefSeq and is a predicted model, not a curated record. Gene Ontology annotation, biological process: intracellular signal transduction; negative regulation of protein tyrosine kinase activity. Gene Ontology annotation, cellular component: cytoplasm. Bases 127 to 2277 code for a protein of 716 amino acids.